UAGUAUUUUACCUUUGAGUAACUGUCCCCAGCUGCAGUGCUGCAGGCACAUCGUUCCAGGGCCUCUGUGGUGCUCCGAUGCCCCUCACCCACUGUCGAAGAUCCCCGGUGGGCGAGGGGGUGGCAGGGAUCCUUCUCUUUCAGCUCUGAUAUAUAAGGACGAGAAGAUCACUGUUAACCAAGAUGUCCCAGUGCACGAAGGGAAGCCUCAUAUUGUCCACUUCCAGUACAAGGUCACAGAGGUGAAGACCUCCUCCUGGGAUGCAGUGCUCUCUAAUCAGAGCCUCUUUGUGGAAAUCCCUGAUGGAUUAUUAGCUGAUGGAAGUAAAGAAGGGUUGUCAGCACUGCUGGAGUUUGCUGAAGAAAAAAUGAAAGUAAACUACGUCUUUAUUUGCUUCAGAAAAAGCAGAGAAGAUCGAGCUCCGCUCCUGAAGACAUUCAGCUUCUUGGGCUUUGAAAUCGUGAGGCCACACCGCUCGGUCCCGUCGCGGCCAGACGUGAUGUUCAUGGUGUACCCCCUGGAUCAGAACUCUUCAUCUGAUGAAGAAUAGCCGCAGCGGGGGACUCCAGCGUGACCUGAAAAUGCUGUUGAGGGGAGAGAGGGUUACAUCUCCUUUCUUGAGGAAAGGGAAAACAAGCUUCUGUUGGACUAAAACCGCAUUUUUUCAUUGUUAGAUUGGCCUGUGUAUCCUCAGAGUUGACUAUCUCAUUGAAACGUGUUGCCUAGAGAACUAUAUAUCCACACAUGUAAUCACCAAAUAGUAAAGGGGAGAUGUUUAUGAACCGGCA
Eurypyga helias (sunbittern) is the source of this 788-nucleotide messenger RNA. RefSeq names its product ornithine decarboxylase antizyme 2 (gene OAZ2). NCBI's taxonomy places the organism in Eukaryota, Metazoa, Chordata, Aves, Eurypygiformes, Eurypygidae. Gene Ontology annotation, cellular component: nucleus; cytoplasm. The record is from RefSeq and is a predicted model, not a curated record. Gene Ontology annotation, biological process: positive regulation of protein catabolic process. Gene Ontology annotation, molecular function: ornithine decarboxylase inhibitor activity.